ACUAACCUGAGACACCAGCAAUAAACGUGUUCUGUAUAAGGGGCUACUUUGUCUCUAACUUUUCUCCCUUCAGUCUUUUCCUGAACUUCACAGAACAGACUGGAAUCAGCUGCCUGCACUUUACUUCCCAUACAGAGUAUGAACAGUUGAGAAAAUUAAGAUGACAUUUUUAAUUCUCGUUAGUUUCCUGACUUUACUCAGCCUUGCAAAAUUUCAAGAAUCUGCUGUUACUGCAUUUGAUCUCCUUGGAGAGCUUCGCUUGUCAAAUGAUGUACGGACAGUCAAAGGUCCAAGUCACAGUCUAACAGCUUUUCGCAUACAACCUGCAAUAUACCUCAAGAAGAGUAAAAGAUAUCUCCCUCCAAAUGGAUUACCCUCAAAUUUCUCUCUUAUAGCCACAUUUAAGACAUUAACGGAUACACCUCAGAACAUGUGGACUUUAUUUCAAAUACUUGAUUCUGAUGAUAGAAAAAAACUUGGACUUCAGUUUCUCAGUCAUACACAUUCUCUGCAUUUUUACUAUGCUACUCCUGCAAAAACACUCUUAUUUAAGACUUUCAACAAUGUGGACAAACUUUUUGAUGGUAACUGGCAUAAAUUAUCAUUUAGUGUAAAAGAAGAUAAAGCCAAGAUCAUUUUAGACUGUCAAGAUGUCAAAACUAUUCUAGGAAAUGUGGAGGAACCCGCUAACAAGAACACAAUUAAUUCUUUAUUAGGUGAAGAUGAAUCUUCACCUUUUGUUGAUAUUCAAAAGCUUGAGAUACACAAUGAUCCAGAAAUGGCGUUAUAUGAUGAGUGUUGUGAGCUGUAUGAUCAAUGUACAGAGAAAACUGACAAUAGAGCAAACUCUGCUCGAUUUAAACGCUCCCAUGGAAGCUUUGGUGUUCAGGGAAAACCAGGGGAAAAGGGCCAAAAAGGACAUAAAGGAUUACAAGGAGAAACAGGAAGAAUUGGAAAUUUGGGUGUUCGAGGUGAUCCAGGAGCUUAUGGGAUACUAGGAGAUACCGGCCCCAAAGGUGAACAAGGAAUUAAGGGGGAAAAGGGACAAAGAGGACUCCAGGGUGAGCGGGGUGAUCGUGGUGAGCAAGGCUUCAAAGGAUUACCGGGAGCUGAUGGUUUUAAAGGAAUUUCUGGAACACCAGGACAAAGAGGGAUAACUGGUCCAAAAGGAAAUAAGGGUGAUGAAGGAGACACUGGAUAUGAAGGCAUUAUGGGAUUCAGAGGAGUAAAGGGUGAUGAAGGCUUUCCUGGAGUUGAAGGACGUCUUGGCAGACUAGGGAAAAAGGGGCUUUCAGGUGAUCCAGGAGAUCCUGGAAAUGUGGGUCAGAAAGGCAUACCAGGUAUUCCUGGUCCAAAGGGACAAAGAGGUACACAAGGCCCACAGGGAAUAAUAGGAGACCCUGGCGUACCUGGAAGAGAUGGAGAUGAUGGCAUAGAAGCUUAUCAAGGCCCACAAGGUGGUCACGGAAAACUUGGAGUUUUAGGGCCUAAGGGGGAGAAAGGAAGGAUUGGACUACAAGGCCCUGAAGGUCCUAGAGGAAAACCUGGUUCUCCAGGUGACAAAGGUGAAGCCGGAAGACCUGGCAGGCCUGGAUUUUUUGGUCCCCCAGGAGCAGCUGGACACGUGGGACUCCCUGGCGCGACAGGACAAAAGGGUGCUUCUGGAGUCCAAGGAGUAAAGGGUACACAAGGAACAAAGGGUGAAAAAGGAACUAAAGGACCAAAAGGAAUUAUUGGAGAUAUUGGACCACUAGGACCUGAAGGACUCCUUGGUAAAAGAGGACCACCUGGUGAGACUGGUGCUCGUGGCCAGCCUGGAGAACAAGGUGACCCUGGGGAUCCUGGACUCCCUGGAGAUAUUGGACCUUUGGGAUCUAGGGGACCAUAUUUUCCAGCUUCACGUGUAACAGAAUUAUGUAAAAAGUUUGUUCUUGAGAAAAUGUCAGCAUACGCACAAUCUGUGAGUCGCCAGUGUGCUAGCGCCUGCCCACUCUAUGGCGAUGUUCCCAUGGGAGCUCCAGGACCUGUUGGCUUGCCUGGACCAACUGGAGAGCAAGGUAAGACAGGAUUAAAAGGAGAGGAUGGGGAACCUGGACCUGAAGGAUUUUAUGGUGAAGCAGGGGAUCCAGGAAAACAAGGACAGAAAGGUGAAUCUGGUGAUCCAGGCGACAAGGGUCCCAAAGGUUAUGGUCUUGUGGGAUUUGAAGGAGAUCCAGGGCAAAGAGGUGGAAGAGGAAAACCUGGAUUAGCAUUUGAUGGUGAACCUGGUCAAAUGGGUCCUCGUGGUCACAGAGGGCAACCUGGCCUCAUAGGUUAUACAGGCUUAAGAGGACCUCCAGGGCAAUGUAUUACAAAUGCCUGUGAAAACAGUCAACUUUCUAGUUCACCUGAAACAGAAGAGAACUUAUAAUGCCCAAAAAGGAAAAUGGACUAAUGUUUUAUUUGGACAACAUAAUAUCAUAUCAUAAAUGUUUCAAAAGAUAUUUCAGUUAAAAUGGAUAUUAUCAUAAUAUUACAUAGGAAACAGAAAAUAUAAAAACUCAAUUACUGUGUAUAUAAA
Molecule: messenger RNA, 2560 nt
Organism: Bombina bombina (fire-bellied toad)
Lineage: Eukaryota; Metazoa; Chordata; Amphibia; Anura; Bombinatoridae
Product: collagen alpha-1(IX) chain-like
Exons: 27
Coding region: 161-2410 (749 amino acids)
Source: RefSeq, a predicted model, not a curated record